This is a messenger RNA of Aaosphaeria arxii CBS 175.79, 890 nucleotides long. RefSeq lists its product as uncharacterized. The transcript has a single exon. NCBI's taxonomy places the organism in Eukaryota, Fungi, Ascomycota, Dothideomycetes, Pleosporales. Gene Ontology annotation, molecular function: RNA binding. The record is from RefSeq and is a predicted model, not a curated record. Bases 174 to 836 code for a protein of 220 amino acids. Gene Ontology annotation, cellular component: cytoplasm; nuclear exosome (RNase complex). Gene Ontology annotation, biological process: RNA processing.
CACAAUCACAACCACGACACACCUCAAUUGCUCCAAGCAACUCCCUGCACAGUCCUCGAAUUCACGAAGCCUUCUGCUCUCGCAUCACCCACGAUUGAAUAUCAAGCUUCCUACUCCCACAUCUGCCACAACCUUGCACUCUCGCAGCAACCAAGACAACACGCCUAUUCACCAUGGCCCUGCCCACGCUCGCCCUCCCAGGCCAGCCCUUAGGACCCUCCUCAAAAUACGCACCAGGCCCAGGAACACACAUCCACGAGUCUCAAAUCUACGCCUCGAUCGCCGGACCCGUAACAACACAAGCACCAACCCCAUCCACAAAACCCCAAUCCACCAGCACCACCAGCGCAAAACCCACAUCGACACCCGCCCAACCCUCCCUCCCAAUCCUCAGCAUAUCCCGCGCCCCCUCCUCCCCUCACGACAUCCUCUCUACCUCCUCAGCAAGUAGCACCGUCCUCCCCUCCGUCGACUCCAUCGUCCUGUGUCGCGUAAUCCGCCUGGGCCCCCGCUUCGCCAGCGUCGAGAUCCUCGCCAUCGACGACGUCGCGUGCCGCGAGUCCUUCCAGGGCCUCAUACGCCGGGAAGACGUGCGCGCGACCGAGAAGGACAAGGUGCGGAUCGAGGAGGCGUUCCGCGUCGGGGACAUCGUGCGGGGCGUUGUCAUCAGCUUGGGCGAUCAGAGCAAUUACUACAUUUCGACGGCGGAGAAUAGGUUCGGCGUCGUGCUGGCGAGGAGUGAGGCCGGCAACAAGAUGUUUCCGGUUAGUUGGAAGGAAUUUAGGGAUCCGAGGACGGGGAAGUCGGAGGUCAGGAAGGUUGCGAAGCCUUUCUAAGAAGAUGGGAGGUGGAAGGGGGGUUGUGGAGGGUGAAAGGGGGAGAAAUAUGAU